Molecule: messenger RNA, 14139 nt
Organism: Paramuricea clavata
Lineage: Eukaryota; Metazoa; Cnidaria; Anthozoa; Malacalcyonacea; Plexauridae
Source: the annotation of a GenBank genome assembly
GUUCCAAAUAUGUUUUCACUUAAACAAAAUACAUGAUAGUGUUGGGAAAGCAUUAAGAACAGCUAGCCAAGAUCGCGUGACUGUCAACUCUCAUGUAUACUCUCAUUUGAACCGGGUUUAGAGGGCCUCAUAUUUCCCCAAUGUCACUACAGGAGGAAACAGGAAUACUUGGACGUGCGGUAAAGAUAUCGGGCUGGAUGUUUGCAGGCACUGAACUCCGGUAACAGGGGGGAAAGAGACAUAAACUAUAAGCAUUAUGCUAUAUCGCAACAACCCUCAUGCACAUGCGAUAUUUAAAAGCGGAAAAAAUUAUGCAGUUAGGAUGUAAUAUUAGAAAUACGGUGAGGAAAAAGACAAUACUCAAUAGAUUAUAUAUACGUCAAUGUCUGGAAGUAAAAAACAUCACAUCCUGUAAAAAAUGACGCGUUCUAGGAAUCGUUAUUUCUAAUAUUUCAGGGAUGCAUUUCAUACAACAAGGCCUAUAAACAUAUCCAUGAAUGAUUAUCGUAUAUCAAUAGAUAAUACUCGAACUUUCGGCUAAUUUCUGAGACUCUAUUGGUGAUGGCGUGAGCUCUGAACUGGCCCGGAAAUCGUCCUAAGACGUAUUUCAAAACUCCUUAAAUGAACAAAGUCUUGUACUCCCCUUUUCGGAAGCGGGGAGCUUCUGCGCUGGUUAAAAUUAGCUCAAGUAGCGUCAGAUACGUUUACAGCAAAUCAAAACGUUUAGAACUACUAAGUACGUAAAACCACAGGUAAAACAAAGUCACUUCAAUAACUUAAUUAGCAUUUUAUAUGACCAAAUUUAUAAGGAUGCGUAUUGCUUUACACUGCUCAAUGUUGUUUGUCGCAAAUAACCGGUUAAUUGGUAACAUAUGACUUCAAUUUUCGUGAGUGUUGUCACAGAACAUGUAUUGACACCCAUAGAUUAUAUAUAACUUUGUGACUAGAAGACAGUUAUCUGAUAUACGGCAUACUGCGUGAACAAACAACUAAGUUAUUUUGUGUGAAGAUCGUACGUGGAAUAAUAUUCUCAACUGUGUAAGUAAUAGAGGACGCGAUGAUAAUGUAAUUGAAUGUCGAUGAAAUUUUGCUACUCAGUAUAUAUACUUGUACUGUAUCUUUUCAAGUGAUUGCUUGUACAGAAAUGCUAUGUUUUUAGGAUGUAAAUGCUAGACCGCUGUGGGGACCGUUUUAAUAUGUUAAAUUGCGGCUAAAUAGCUCUGAAUAUAAUAUCAGAAAGCGAGUUGGCAAUGUGAAAUUCUAUCACGCGAAAUUGCUACAACAAAUUACAACAUUAGAACAGCUUCAAAAUCGCGAUGACUAGAAAACUAUAGCAAUUUUGAAGAAAAGGCGAGCUUUUCACUGUACAUUCAAAAACAUGCGGAUGUGAGAGGGCUAAUAUAUUAAUAUUAUUUACACAAAACAUUUUAACGCUUUGGCGUGACGGCGUUGAUAUUUCACAUCGCUGAUGAAACCUUCUGUAUUUUGUAAGUGCGCGAAGGUUUAUAAUUCCGUAUUUUACAAAGCUGGGCCACAAGUGUGAUACCAUAUGCUUUUUAUAAAUGUUGAACCUAUAAUUAUAUUGCUCUAUUGUUUAUAGUGCUUAACUGUGUGUGCAAUCACCGAAUCUUUGACGUCAAACCAUUGAGGGAGGAAUUAACUCGGGUCAUUCCUGUCCAAGUAUAGCUGUGUGAACGUUGUUAGAAGGAAGAACUCGAAUUUGGAGACGGGAUUAUUCACAAUGAACGCUUCUGGUAUGUUUAAUAAUACAUCGUGUUACAUACUAGAUUUUAUUAUCAUAUGUCUAGAACGGGUAAUAUAUGGCCAUAUAUUGCCAUAAUCACCAAGGCCUAGAUAUUAUAGACUAAAAGUUGGGAGAAACGGUUAAACAUGUAUCCUGUUGGAAGUUUGUACACCUGCUUCAAUGUAUCGUUUAUGACUAGAACCUGAAGAGGUAACGGUCAUAUACUCAAUUCUAGUUGGCAAGUAUCGCUAACAUUUCAAAAUCACUGAUGUGUACAAAAUAGAGUGAUACUUUGAUAUAUGAAUCAAAUCACAAUUCUUAUUGUCAAAUCGAGCGAAUGCCGAGAUUUACUGGAGUUUUGAAUCCAAUGAAUCACUACUACAUUUGUCUGUAAUCGAAGCCCUCUUUCCGUACGAAAUGUCUGGGUAACUAGAAUGGGAACAUAAUUGAUUACUCGAUUGCCAUAAAGGACGGCAUUUUAGCAUUUUGGCAUUGUGCAUCUCAUUAUUAUAUUUUUAACCGUAGCUGAAAACAUAGCAACCAUAGGUAGAUACCUUAUCAGGGAAAUAAAAAUACACAAUCUGUAAGGGAUGAGAUCAGAAGGGAUAGUCGCUGGUAUCAGUUCACACAAUGACCUUUCCAUACCGUCUAUUUAGUUAACUGAAAUUAUAAUGGGAAGUGACUACAGCUUUUUGGUUUGUGCGCGUUUACAAACGGCAAUCGUCUUGCUAUAGUUUUGAGCGCGACAGAAUCAACGUGUCUUACAUUAGAACCAAUCCCUCAAGUCUAUACCAUAUAAGUCCAUAUGCAAAGCACUAUUAAUUUUAUCGCCAUGACAUAGAUAUGAAUAUAUAUAUAUAUAUAUAUAUAUAUAUAUAUAUAUAUAUAUAUAUAUAUAUAUAUAUAUAUAUAUAUAUAUAUAUAUAUAUAUAUAUAUAUAUAUAUAUAUAUAUAUAUAUAUAUAUAUAUAUAUAUAUAUAUACCACAAAGGGCUGAUAAUUCUAAUAUUUCAUCUUGAUAUACUAUCGACCUAAAUUGGUUGUGAUAUACACUAUGUGCAUUGAAAAUACUGUCGAUGACUCGAUGUAAUCUAGUGAGCAUUACUAACUUACAGGGAUUUACAACCUAUGAAGUGCAUAAAAAGUUGAGGUUUUAUCUAACAUAAAGAACUAGACAGAGGCCAUUGACACAGGCACAAUAUUCUUGAAUAGUUCUAUCCAAGCAGAGUGAGAGAAUGAUACGAGCCCGGCCGCUGUAUUUGACUAAUCCUACUCCAUGCUAAUAGAGAAGAAACCUGAAUUCAAAAUUGUGACAGAGAAAAAGUAAAUUGCGGCUGAAUCAUCCUUAGUAUAGCUCUAAGACCUACUAUAGCUAUAGCUUCAUUCGUGAUUUAAAAAAAGCACUGGAAGAAUUACAUGGACCCCUGUGUACGUUAUCAUUUCCAAAUUUAUUGCCUUCCGGAAGAAUGCGUCUAUUGAUAAAUCUUCCGUAUCACAGGCUAACGAUCAGUUUUAAGGAAGUAAAAAGUGAUUAGCUUUUUCGCCUCAAUGAAAUGUUGAGGUUAGAUAUUUUUAACCACAAGUUUAUGUUGUUGUUCUAAACGAGCCAUUAGAACGCGUUAGUAUUGGCAUUCCUAGUUGCCACCGUGCCAUAUAAUGAGAGGAAGUAAUCAGAUUUCAAAUUGUUUGAGGUAUUUUUGUGAUGAAAGACAAGAAAUAAGCUACUGUUGCAUUCUUUGCACUUUAGCGUAAAAAGUUGUGUCUUAACCGCAAGAAAACACUUCCUACACAAAGAAAUUUUACAUUUGAAACCUAUUCCAGCUCGCUUCCGUAUUCCCACAUACGGAAAAGACCGCGAAUUCCCAACACGCUCAUUUCGAUUUAAUUUCGCGCGGCGUGUCAACACGAAGGUGACAUUGUAAAAGCUAUAAAUUCCCAAGCAAAGCCAGUCACAGCACGACAGCGAGGUCUGUGAGGGGUUAAAGUUUAAAUUUUCACUAGAUACAAAGGAUUCACUGUUUCAGAUUGCGUUUUCAAGGCAACACAUGUCCUUGGAUAUUACUAAAUUUAAUUAGGUUCUGGGACAAAGGGACUUCCGAUUUGUUGCUAAGGAUUUUGCAUAAUAACUGAUGGAAAAUUCCUGAGUUUUUUUGACACGGUUAAAUAAAAUAUAAUAAAACAUGACUAGCAUAUUAACUCACAGGUGGGAGGGAACCACUUGAAGAAUCUUCCUCCAAGAUAUGACACUGCAGACAGCAACAGAAAGUCCGUAGUCACGAGCCCCGCUACCUAUUUCGGCCCUGGGUUUCCAACGCAGCUUGUAUAUAUAGGUUCUAAGGUCACAGAUGAUAGUGAACCUGCAGUUAUCACAGUGAGGAAAUGAUGUUGAUUUGUUUCAUUCUAUGAAGUAGUCUUGUAUUUGGAGGCAAAUAAAAUCCUAUUUAUUUGAGAGAUUUAGUUUUGUUUGCUUCCUAUCAGUGUGUUAACAUUUCUGCAAGUCGACAAGCAUAUCUGUAUAGUAGCAAUAUUUAGUAUAAUUUUGAACUGUCUGUGGCAAUAAUAUUAACAAGCUUUCUUUGGUGCAACUACCUGAAAAAUAUGAGGAGAAUUUCGACGAAGGGCCUUCGCUCGAAACGUCGAAAUUCUCCUUAUAUUUUUCAGGUAGUUGUGUCCCUACCAACGAAAGCUUGUCGAUAUUUAGUAGAUUUUUACACAUGUAUAUGUCAAGGGCAUUGGUGAGCGGAAGGAAGCGCUAGGCUUAAGGUUGUCAGGAGUACUUCCUCACACAGCUGUGAAUUAUGCCACCUGGUUGAUUUACAAAAAGGGAAAUCCUUGAACUCCUGAUCUUCAACACCAAUCUUAUGCUACUAAUACGCCUGUGGAUAUUCACACAAGAUUAGAUUUCGUGGUGACCGCGCUUCGUGCAACGGAUUUUUACACUAUUGUGUUGUUUUGAUUUUAUCACGCUGCGCGCCACAGCAACACACAAAUAAAGCACUUGCCUGUUGGCUCUAGGCCAUUCGGUGUACACGCAAACGCUACGUGCACACCCAUUCAUCAAAGAUGUGGCUAUUUUUGAAUGAAUGUGGCCAUGUUUGCGGAACGAUCAUUUUGCGCAAUCUCAUAUGCACCCCAAUAGGUAACAAACAAAUUAAAUCUAUUUUCGCGAGUUACUGAAGCAUUCGCACAAAUUUGCUUGAAGAAGCGUUGAACAUUGUGGAAUAGUGGUUAGAUUUAAACAGAUAUUUUACACAAUAAAGUCGACGCUUGGACAAUGGCGCGCUCCAGUAAUUUUGCAAAAGAUCUAGAUUCUAGAACAUUGCUCCUUCCAAAAAUCAGCGGAGAAGAACAGCUUAAAUCAUUGGCAUGUGCGUUUUAAUCGUUCACAGUGUUUCUACAUACAAUCCCUUAUACCUAACUGCUAACAAAUGUGCUUCUCUUGUAGUUAAACUUGCAUAUUGCUUAUUCCUACGUAAGGGCCCACACUUGAGCCUUGACACAGGGCCAAAUAUAUCACACUACAAAUAAAUAUCGUCAUACUUAUAUAUUGAUGCCAAAAAAUAACAGAACAACUAAAGCAUCACUCAUUUUAUACAAUGCAUUAACGUGAGAGUUCGCCUUUGAUCCUUGAAGGAGCGCCAAAUACUGGGUACAUCAGACUGUAAAAAUAUUGUCCUAUUUACCAAAAUUUGGGUAACACAAUACAGUAAUAUAUGAAAUUGUCACUAAUACGAUUUAGCUCAAAAAACUAUACGGGACUAUAGUUGUUUCAACGCAUAUGCAUACGGCAAAUUUAUUUUCUAACAGAAGUUACCAGAUGGGAAUGUGCCUUUGAAUUUCUUAAAUCUAGUUUCGCCAUGUCAGACAAUCGCGACAUUCCCAUGGCUAAUACAGUCUGAUUGUUAUACAAAUGAAUUAUAAGGAAUGUACAUUGAGAGUUGUGUUGUCAUAACAACACUGACGAAUCUUCCGCAUAUUACGAGGGCCAGUGCUUCAAUGCUUCCUACAGGAUGUGAGUGACACCCAUUGACAUGAAAGUUGAAGAUGAAUGGGGACUUAGUAGUUAUAUGAAACUUGAAAUGAUUUGUAGAAUAUUGUAUUUGAGCUGGUGGUGAUUUUGUUGCAACUACCUGUAAAAGAUUAAGAAUACUUCACUGAAAUGCUUUCAAUCUUGUUCAGGUAGUUCAGACACAAACCACGACAGCUCAUUAUAGAAUAUUACCUACACCGGAUCCUACAUUUGAGAUAUGGUUUUUAGGUAGUACAGAUACAAACCCCAGCAGUAGAAUACUACUUACAUUGGACGCCACGUUUGAGAUAUCAUUGUAAUUACACUACAACACUACCAUAAAACAAUUGUAAUAAAUCUGGGGCAAGGUUAUAGAUAGAUUUAUAAAAUUGAAGAAGACUUAGGCAAUGUGCCCACUCCUAGAGAGACCUGUAUAGGACUUUCUUGCCAGCGGAAUCAAAGUAUCUUCUGCUAACCUGACAACUGUAGUAGAUGACUUCUACUUUUAACUAUGGUUUACUUGUAUUGUGACAAUAUCAGAAGUUGCAAGGCAACAGUUAGAUAUCACAAGCAAGCGAAGUGCUAUAGGACUGUUUAAUUUAAAGCAUCUUCAAGGUAUUUCCUAGCAUUGUUGUGCCCACGCCAGACAUUAAAGAUAAGAUCGAAGAAGAGGCAAUUAGUUGGGAACUAUAAUUUUCCAGGAUCUGCGUCAUGUGUGGGUAGUCCAUUAAGUUUUAUGUAGGUAUGUUAGUGAGCGUGGUUAGACACAUGUAUAUAAUUUAGCUAAUUGGAGUCUAAAGAUAGUAACAUUCUUGUUGCUGCAAGGUUUGUAUUUAUAGUGUAGUUAUAUUUAGCUUCAGUUACUUACUGGAAGAGUGCUUCCAGUUCGACUCUACCAAACGCCACAGGAAAAACGAAGCAAUAAGGGCCUUCCCUUAUAAAUCUAUUCUAUAACCUUGCCCCAGAUUUGUAAGUAGUAUUCUACUGCUGGGGUUGCUGUCUGAACUACCUGAAAACGAUAUCUGGAUCUCAAGGAAGAACAGUUUAGAACUGAUAGAGCUAUUCACUGCAAAUAAAGUUAGUUUAGUUAAGGUUUCCUCCUGUAGUAAUAUGAUAGAACGAGGGAAUCUAAGAUUCAAUGAGGGCUUUAUUGGACCUCUAAGGAUAACAGUUUAGCACUCAUAGAACUACCCAGUUAUAAAUUAGGUUUAGUGGUUUCGUUAAUAGGCAUCUAUACAGGAAGGACAGUUUGGAACUAUUCAGUGUAAACAUAGUUUAGUUGAAUUCAUAAUGCUUCGGUCUGAUUCAUAGGAGCGAACGAGCAGAUUAAAGACAUUGUUUGCAAAAUAAUUUCAACGAUUAGUCAACAGCCAGACACCAUAUAAGUCAUGAUCUUUGUCACCAUGCAAACUUAGAAACGACAAGAAUGCAUCGAGCACACUCGGAAGUGUGGGAAGAUGUAUUCAUGCAGUCACACAAAAGCCCGAACACCAUAAAUUCCAAAAUCAACAGGACACCGCAUAGAAAUCUAUUUUCGGCUUGAAAAUGCCGGAAAAACAAAAUGGUCAGAUAAUUUUUGGAAGAUUCUCGGUUACGAAAUCUGCGUGGUGAAAAAUGCGUUAAUUAAAGACUGUUUGUCUUAACGCAAAUUCCUCGCACGCGAGUACACAUACUUCCUAAGUUUAAGUUCUGAUACUUCCUAUAGUCCUAUAGUUCUAUACGCAGACGCCCACCAACCCAUUAAGAUGAAAGAAAACUUUGAAAACUUAAUGGGCUGACCGGUCAGACCCGAAUUCUUUUCUCUGUAUCAAUGGAAAGAUCUGGUCUAUGUUUCUCAAAUAUCUAGCGAAAAUGGACCUCAUUCUAAUGUUAUCUAAAUUUUCCGCUCAGAUAAGUCCGAAGCCUAAAUGUUUUGUGUUCCAUUCAAAAAUUUGACCGUUCUGACCGGUCUGGGUAGCGACAGAAACACCACAAAGCUGCGGAUGGAAAGGGAUUUAACUAGUUGAAAAAUACGAGCAAAACAUCGAUGUUUUCUGCGAAGGCCCUUGUAUUUUUCUGGUACUUCAAUUCCUAUUCAUCCACAGUUUUCUAGUUACCAACAACGAGAUAUUUGUGUCGGGGGGUUUCAGCAAGAUCACAAGGCAGAGGAGGAUAUCUUCAGAAAUAUUGACACUUUUAAUAUAUAAGAAAUCUCUCAAUUCCGCUUUAAAAUUGGACACGAUAACAAAAAGAAUUGAUAUUAUUAUUCUCUUUGAUAUCAAGGCUUGUUUAAACUAUCAAAGUAUGAGCACAGUAGGAAUUUUGCAUAGGUAAAUUCUACGUUUUGAAGGAUUUGUAAGAAAGGUGCGAGGGAGCUGAAUCAGUGUUAAUCAGUGAGUCAGUAAUAUAUGAAAUCUCUCAAUUCCACUUUAAAAUUGGACGCAACAACAAAAAGAAUUGAUAUUAUUAUUCUCUUUGAUAUCAAGACUUGUUUAAACUAUCAAAGUAUGAUCACAGUAGGAAUUUUGCAUAGGUAAAUUCUACGUUUUGAAGGAUUUGUGGGAACUGAUUCAGUGUUUAACAGUGAGUCAUUUCCCUCAAAGAUGUCUUACAAAUUCUAAGGAAUUCACCUAUUCAAAAUUCCUACUGUGAUCACAGAAACGUUGUUAGUUUAAACCAGGCUUAACUAUCAAUCGACCACCAUCUAUACUGUAUGAUAGUGCGGAUGAAACACAUUUAGAAAAGUAUUCAAUUUUCCUGUAUCUUUUGAAAAGCCUUUUCCAUAUCGCCACCGGAAUUUGCAUGCAAUAUUACCAAGACGGACUUACGCAACCGAGUGAUAAUUGCACGUUUUUUUAACAAAAAAUAACGGCAUUUCCCAUAAUUAUAGGAUUGGAACUGUCUACAUCCGUUUAGAAAAAUACCUCUAUGAUUUAGCGCAGGUUUCCGACACGAAAUCCCAGAAGAUAGAUCAAACGUUCCGAUAUUUUGUCUUCGGAAAUCCAGCAGAAUGAAAUAUCGAAGCGGAGGGUCAAGGUGACCCGUUGAACUACCGCUGGUCGAUUUUCUAUUCGUCCUAAGAUCGUUAUCAAACGUUGGGGGUUCUCAAUGUAGUUAGUAUUGUACAAUAAACUGUUAUGGUUUGUGUCUGAACUGCCAGUGAAGCCAGUUUAGCACAUAGGACAUAAAGGUAGCUAGAUCCCGCGGCAUCUAAGAUCCCAGAAUAGUUUCAGACAUGGCUUAACUGCAUGGCAGAAAUUUUAGGGCAUUACAUAAUGCUAACAGGAACAGAAAAUAAUUUAUUACGAAAAAUAUUAGUGAGCUCGAUAGAAACUUUGACCCCAAAACUUAGGAUCCCCAAAACAAAAAUAUUAUUUCAUGCUAUAGUUUAGCAGCCAGGAAUAGCCACGCUAGGCGUACGCUCUUGAAAGAAAUUAGAUUUAGCUCAUCCCAUGGCAAUGCCGGCCACAAAAUACUACAAAACCCAUGGAAACUAACAUCUUUUCCGUCUCAAAUACAAAGACAUCGAAAAGGAUCUUUAUAUUACUAUUAUUUUGCAACAGCUGUAACCAGGGAAAAGGACGACCCGGCUAACAUUUGGUUUAUUAUCUAAUCUAGGAACACCACCUACCCAAGUUCUAACCAAGAAAUCAACACAUAAGAACUCUACGCAUCUUUGGGAAUUUUUGCUUGAGCUUCUCACAGACGAGGCAUGCUCCUCGCUUAUCAGCUGGACCAAAGAAGAAGAAUACGAAUUCAAACUCAAAGACACGGAAGAGAUUGCCAAAAGAUGGGGCAACAGGAAACACAGGCCGAGAAUGAACUAUGAGAAACUGAGUAGAGCUCUACGGUAUUAUUAUCAGAAGAAUAUUAUAAAAAAGGUGGGUAAUAUUUGAAUGGUUGAGGCGGUUAGGGGUGGGGGAUGAGAGCACCCCCCCCCCCCCCAACGCUGUGGUUAGAUUAUAUGGGCGUGUAACGCUAGUUUGAAGUAAUAUGAUUAAAAACUCUUGUGAACAGACUAGACUCUCUCCUUUGUAUACUCAAGUCUCUCGGACUCUCUCCUUUGUUACACUGUAGUGAAUGUUACAAUAAGGUAUGGGCCUUACUGGACCUCUAGGGUGAACAGUAUAGAACUGAUAGAGCUAUCCAGUAUGAAUAUAGUUAGUUUAAUUUAGGUUUCUUCACAUUGAACAAAAUUAAGGAAUGAUUGCAAAAUCUCUGUUGAGUCCCAAAAUAACUCACAGUUGAUGAACAGUAAUGGCUUCCGAUUCCGAGUGAAUUCCGAGUGACUUACAGUCUUGCCCAAGGUGACAUCGACUUCCAGAACAUUACAACAUGCCAAAAUAAUCACGCUUAAGUUAUAAAUACCCGUGGCAUAUACGAAGAAACAACUGCCGAACGAUUAUAUGAGAGGCCUAUGGAACUAUCAAAUCUAAAACCAGAUAUUUUCACGUCAGAAAUUUGUGUCAAUUUUUCACAACCGGAAAUUUUUGCCUGACCUCAUGCUAGGCGAAGGGGGUGCUUUACCUUGGCUGCCCGCUGUUGGCUCACGUUCAAAUUUGUACACGUGUCGAUUUAUUGUGUUAAUACGAAGCUCAGGAAAUACAAUUAGGACCAAACAAACGUCACACUUCAAAGUAAAUGAUGCAACAUAGCAAUACGCAUUUUAUUGAAUUUAUAAAUUGAAUUGUUGAAGUUUUAUGGUCCUCUACAUCAUGUAGUAUCAAGAUAUAAUAUAGAAUACUUUUUGUUUGUGGAAAGAUUCUAAAGAUAGAAUAUGUUCUGUAAAUUAUUCUUUUGUAAGCCUCAUCGUCAGACUUCUGGAGCCGUUGUUCAAAAGCCGGUUAGCUUAAGCCUAGGUUAACAUGAAAUUCCGAACGAAAACUUCCCAACAGCGUGGUUAGACACUUUGAAAUAUUUCUUCGAAAAUCUUGUCUGGAUCAAUGGGAGUUUUCUUUUGUGAAGUUUUGAAAUGAACAAACGUUCAGAAAUACACAAGCUGUAACAGCAUGUAGGUUAUAGUACCGACAGAGUUAGCCGAGCUAAUCCAGCUUUGGACAACCGACCCCACCAAUAAAUUUAAUUCUACAUGUUCAACCAUAAUGACCUUAAGGCUCAACCCAAAUUCUAGCCAGAUAUAAAACCAGAUCUAAAUAUAACCCACCACAGCCUCACCCGAACUCUACAAUUCACCUUAAUAAGCCAAAUCAUAACCUUAAAUCCAAACCAUGAUAUAAAUUUGAAAUUUAAGCUAAAUGUUUGACUUCGGGAUUUAACGUUCACCUAUCAUUAACCAUAACCUUACCCAACUCCAGGCAAUCUUAAACCCAACCCUAAAAACUACGUAGUUGUUAAAAAUUUUAAAAACUGAAAUUUCAGAUCCACAGACAGGAAUGGAACUUAUGACGCAUUGCUCGGACCAUUUGCACUCAACUUCGUCGAGUUGGCAGCGAAACCGCCCAAUGAGGCGAGUUCAGCCAAGGGCAAGUUCAAAUUUCAAAAUCUUUUGCCACAUUGAAUACCCACUUGACAAAAACAUGCUUGACAAUUUCCGCAAGCUUCUAUUAAUCUAUACACCAAUAUAUUUUCCUUCAUUUCAAACUCGGAAAAGACUCGGCAGGGGUCCGGUCACUGUCGGAAAUUCGCACAAAGCAUGAUUUGUUACAAUUGAGGAACUAAUUUUAUUCCACUUGAAAAAUCGCGCUUGAAGGACCACUUAUCUUGCCACUUCAAUAUUGGCCUUUCCAGCGAACCACCGUUUUCAAUGCUUCAUCACUGCUUCACAAUAGGACACGGGUAAUUUACUCAAUACCUGGAGACUUCAAAGCUAGCGUAAGCAACCAACUGCAAGCGUAAGCUUAUUAAUUUGAACUUGGGAAUGUCAAAUUUUUUUUUCAUAUCUAACCACAAUAAUUAUAAUGUUGACUUGGCAUAAAUAAUUGCGCGUAGCCCAAUAUAGAUUCAUUGUUCCAACAUUUGGCAAUUAGUGACCGAUUUGGAAAAUGAAAGCGAUUUAUAUAGUUUAGAUAAAAAUAGAACAAUUUAAUUGUCCAUUUGACUAUGUUUGGUUUUGAUUGUGUCGGAGUAGAAUACAUUUCAAACUUCGUAAAUCCAAACUAUUGCUAUUCAAGAGCAUUAUAUGAGUUUGAUACUCCAUCAUUCCAUAUUUAUUCUUUUUGAAAGAACUAUCAUAAUUGUAAGUCUUAUUUAAGUAUACAGUUCCGUGGGUACUUGUGUAACGCCACUCAGAAAAUCUUCCGAUUUCCUUGUUAUACGGACGUGAUAUUGAGUACUUUGGUAGAAUUUUUGACAAAGAAACGUAACCAAAACUAGACAGGUUAUACUGGAUAGUUCUAUCAGUUCUAGAUUCUUCUCUUUGGAGAGCCAUUCCUUGUCAAGAGUUACUAUAUACAGGAGGAAACCUUAAUUUUAUGAAUACUGCAUAGUUCUAUUUGGUUCUAAACUGUUCUCCUUAGAUGUCCAGUAAGGGUCAUCUCUUGUCGAGUGUUACUGGAAUAUUAUAAUCUUGAAGGGCCUGUAUCACUGUAGGUGGUGCCAAUAAGAAACUUCGGACUAAUAGCGAUACAACUACCUGAAAAAUACAGGGAGAACUUGUAACGACGUUUCGACUACUAACUUCCCGACCUUCGCUCAUCGCUCGAAACGUCGACGUUCUCCUUAUAUUUUUCAGGUAGUUGCAUGCCUACCAAUCCAAAGCUUCCUUAUUAUCGGAAAAUCCUAUAUAUAUCAUGUGUCAUAUUUACACCCAAGCUUUACUAAAUCUUGAUUCUUUCAUUCUUACAGGUGAGUGGACAACGUUUGGUCUACAAGUUCGUCAAUCUACCCUUCGACAAUCGAAACAAGAAGUCCAAACACGUCAAGGAAGAACCUCGAACAGAGAGAAAACCAUCCCCAGAACCGACACGAACCCAGGAUGAAAACGCAACUCCUCGACAUCGGGAGAGAAGACCAUCGGUGAUCAAAAUCUCCGGGAAGGUUUCUCCGCCUAGGGAACCUUCUCCGAUACCGGAAGUAAAGACGGAAGAAGUUCAACCAAUCAAAGAAGAGCAUAUUGACGUGGAACGGCUCAGUCCGCCUGUCGUCACGAGUUAUGGCCCAAUUGAGCGCAUCAACACAGCACCUGUGGUCGUCCCUAUGAACAUGAACAUGAACACACAGAAUGGUUUAGCACAUAAACUUUAUAGCUACCAUCAAUACCCCACCAUGGCUUAUUACGCCAGGGGUGUACCCCUCGAUCUUUAUCGCUACCAUCCCUAUGCCGUUAUGCAGUCACCGUGUUGCGGUCGUGUCAACAUCGCAGGCAUUCGACCACGAUCGGUGAUCAUUCGGCCAAGCGAACACUAUCCGGUCACGACAACCCGCUCCCCGCCACCUUUAAUAAAAGCCGAGCCUGUCGACGUGACCCAGCAGGCGUCAUAGCAAAUCUGAGAAAUUUGGACUAGAAUUUUUUUACGAUACUAGGUUUCUAGGAGAUGUAGAUGUGGAUUUUGAGAAUUUAGUUGAGUCAAGACUAGAUAGAAUUUUUGUAUAAAAACCGAAGCAACUAGAAGAUCAUUAUGGUCUGCUACCAGAUAGUACUUAUUUAAACCUAGCUAGAUGUUUGGAAACUAUAUUUUAAUUUAAUCUAAGUAUUUAUAGCGAAGAUAAAUUAAUUUAAGCUUGAAAUACGCCGAGUUUGGCUGUUUCCAGUUGUUCAAAAUCAGUGACCUCCAUAUGUAUACUGGAGUGAGAACUCGAGCCCAAAAAGCGAAGCCAAAGAUGGCGUUAUUAUUGGACGUCAGUUUCAGUUUCAGUGGCGUUAUUAUUGGACGUCAGUUUCUUGGCUUCACUGUUCUCGUAGGCCGAAUGACUAAAGUUCUUGCUCCAGAUUUUUAUAUAUAGUUCACUGGACAAAAUAGUCCGUACACAAUAGACCUUACUGUUUAUUCACUUUUCACCCAAUGGCCUCGUUUUCGUGUCAAAUACUUACUCGUGUUUUGUGCUUAGUAGGGUUGAAAAUUACUUUGUUAUUGAGCCUAGGAAUAGCAACAAACAAAUUCGUCCAGGAAAACAUGGGAAUAUAAUCUUUAUCUGCCCCUGACAUGCUAAAAUAAGUUAACAUGAAAACGAGGCCAUUGGGUAAAGGAGAAUAAUCGGUAAGGUGUAUUGGUGGGUUUGAGUAAGCAUUUAAAGGUAGCAAAUGGUGGUCAAUAGUUCUGCGAACAAGAAGAUUGAACUAAAUUGGACAAUUCUAUUUAUUUGCAUCGUCGUUCUUGUGGUUCUUUACUGAAGGGAACAAAGUAUUUUACGUUUGUACAAACAACUGAUUCAAAACGCACACACGCAAAUGCCGUGUGGAAUUAUUUGUAAAAGUUAAAAUUAAAUUAAUUUACAAGUUUAAAAAAGUG